CGCAGUGCGGCAGUGAGGUUGGUGCCGGUGCCCAUUGAUGUCUGCGGGCUGCAACCGAGGCCUGAACCCCCUCGCUCUGGUGUCAGCCUCGCUCUGGUGUCAGCCUCGCUCUGGUGUCAGCCUCGCUCUGGUGUCAGCCCCGCCCCCUCCCCAGGCCACGCCCACCAUGGGGCUGCUCUCGGACCCUCAGUGCCGCCGUGCGCUUGCGCGGAUGCUCGUGCGGCUCAACACACCCCUCUGUAUCCUCAGCUAUGCUCUAGGGCUGCUCUGGUUCAUGGCCCUGCCCCCAUUGGCCCCAAGGACCCACAUGUCUGAGAACGCAAUGGGGUCAACUAUGGUGGAGGAGGGAUUUGAACUGGGGGACAGAGCAGUGGGACUGGGAAGGGAGUUUGGGGUCCAGAAGGACAGAGUGGGGGGGAUUCCUGUGUCCUGGUUGGUCAGGACCAUGUGGGGUUUGGGGCUGGAGGUUCAUGAGCAGCAGUUCUCAGUGCAGCUGCCGUUCCCUGAUGAGAGCAGGGAGAGAUACCUCGUUCGCGGCACCAACGUCUAUGGGAUCCUGAGGGCCCCAAGAGCCUCCAGCACCGAAGCUCUUGUGCUGAGCGCAGGAUGUGUCCCUGGGCCCCACAACAACCAGGCUGUGGGGCUGCUGCUGGCGCUGGCGGCUUACUUCAGGGGGCAGAUCUAUUGGGCCAAGGACAUCAUCUUCCUCAUCAAUGAACACGACCUGCUGGGGAUGGAGGCCUGGCUGGAGGCUUAUCAUGAUGUCAACAGCUCCGCCUCCCAUUCAGCCCCAUUGGGCCGCGCUGGAGCCAUCCAGGCUGCAGUGUCACUGGAGCUCAGCAGUGAUGUCCUCACCAGUGUGGAUGUGGCACUGGAGGGACUGGACGGGCGACUGCCCAACCUGGACCUGCUCAGUCUGACCAGUGCUGCCUGCGCCAAGCACGGGCUGCUCUGCACCCUGCAUGGCAAGCUCCAGCAUCCGGCUCCAUCGCUCCCUGGGGGCCUCCAGCGCCUGCUGCUCAUGGCUCUGGCUCAGGCCUCGGGGCAGCCUCGAGGUGACCAUGGGCUGUUCUUCCGGUACCGGAUCGAGGCUCUGACCCUCAGGGUCAUCAACAGCUUCCGGCAGCACAAGGAUGACCUGCGAGCGCUGGGGAGGACACUAGAGGGGAUGUUCCGGAAGCUCAACAACCUCCUGGAGCGUCUCCAUCAAUCCUAUUUCCUGUACCUGCUUCCCUCCAUCUCCUGCUUCGUGUCCAUUGGGAUUUACUUCCCAGCGCUGGGAUUCCUGCUGCUGGUGCUGGCGCUCAGGUCCCUUGACCUCUGGAUGAAGCUGACGCGGUCGGAGCCAGGGAACACUGAGGAGCUCAACACUGGUAACACCAUAACCAGCAACACCAACACCGGCAACACCAUAGAGGUGAAUGAGAACCCCCCUAUCCCCCCACCCCCGGCACCGGCGCCGCGGUUGUUGGCUCUGGUACCACCAGUGCCGGCCCCGCGGCUGUUACCCCUCCUCCCCCCUCUGCUGGUCUCUCACUUCGCGGGUGUUGCUCUUUACACCCUCCCAGUGCGAGGCCAGAACCUGGCGGCAAAACACUUCCCAGUGGGGGAGGGGGAAGCUGUUGUCCUGGCGCUGACAGGGAUCUACAUAGCGGGGAUGGCUCUGCCCCAUAGCACACACAGGGUGCUGGGCGGCCCUGGCUCCGCCGCAGCCUCCAGGGCCUGGAUGGUCCUGAAGCUCUUGGCCCUACUGGAGCUUGGGGCUCAGCUCUUGGCUCUGGCUCUGCUCAACUUCUCCCUUGGCUUCCUGCUGGCAGUGACCAUGGUGCCGGCGGCAGCCGCGGUGGCACCCACCGGGCCCCGUCCGCUCCAGGUGCUGUUACUGGUUCUGGCCUCCCCAGCCGUGUCCCUACUGGUGGCAGUGGCAGCCGAGCGGGAGCUGCAGGAGGCUCCAGCUGCACCAUGGGAGGAUUGGCAGCGGCUGCUGACGGCUCUAGCGCAGGGUCUGCUCCUGCACCACACACAUGGAGCCUUCCUGUGCCCCCUGCUGGCGAUGGGCACAUACCCCUGCUGGCUGCUGCUCUGGAACGUGCUGUGCUGGGGGACAUAGAGACACAUAGAGACACAUAGAGACACAUAGAGACACAUAGAGACACAUAGAGACCAUAGAGACCCAUAGAGACAC
Molecule: messenger RNA, 2185 nt
Organism: Melopsittacus undulatus (budgerigar)
Lineage: Eukaryota; Metazoa; Chordata; Aves; Psittaciformes; Psittaculidae
Gene: GPAA1
Product: glycosylphosphatidylinositol anchor attachment 1
Exons: 14
Coding region: 38-2110 (690 amino acids)
Biological process (GO): attachment of GPI anchor to protein
Cellular component (GO): membrane; GPI-anchor transamidase complex
Source: RefSeq, a predicted model, not a curated record